ACCGUGUUAAACUUAUUGAAUUGGUUUGUUAACAGAGAAGUUAGGGUUACUAAAGGUCACUAAAGGUUACUAAAGGUUACUAAAGUUCACAAUGAUGAAGGUGACGGUUAUUGCACUUCUGCUUGUUAUCGACCAAGCCAUUGGAGCGACAUGGGUGUACAGCCAAGGACCAAAAGGGCCUUCCAAUUGGCUGAAUUCCUACGCCGCUUGCGGCACAAGAGCGCAAUCACCAAUCAGCAUCGAGCAUGAAAAUUCGGUAGCCAAUAAGAACCUUGGAACGUUUGAUCGGUCCGUGUUUACGUCACUUCCUGCCUCGAUGGAGUUGGUUAAUAAUGGACAUGCAUUGCAAGUCAACAUGGACGGAUCUUACACAAUAUCUGAUCGAAGUGUGCUCCCCAAUGAUUAUAAGGCUGUUCAGUUCCAUCUUCACUGGGCUGCUGCCAACAAGAGCGAAGGUUCUGAGCAUUGGCUUAACGGCAAGCAAUACUUCGCAGAGUUACAUGUUGUUCAUUAUAAUACUAAGUAUGCUAGCAUUGGGGAAGCGGUAAAUAAGCCAGAUGGCCUCGCAGUACUUGGUGUCUUUGUUGAUAUCAAUGACGAAACAAACGAGCAUUUUAAUCUUUUGCUAAACCCGAUCAACCGUGUCCAAAUACCAAACCAGGAAAUGACGUAUACAUCAAAGUUUUCCGUCGCAAACUUCUUGCCAACAGACUUGUCAGAAUAUUACAGAUACAGGGGAUCGCUCACCACUCCGCCAUGCUUCGACUCCGUUGUUUGGACUGUAUUUAAAGAGCCCAUCCACAUGUCACGUGACCAGGCACGAGUUUUACAAACAAGUCUUUAUGACGGCAUAAACAGCACAGCCAAGGUCGGGGGUAACUUCCGUUUGCCUCAGCCAAUCAACGGGCGAGAAGUUUCACGCCCCUAUAAAUCAGGGGCGAACCCGAUUCCGUUACCAAUUUUCCUUCAAAUUACAGCAAUGCUUGCAGUCGUUAAAACUUUGUAUUUUUAACUUUUUGAAAUCCUAUUGCUAACCUAACCCUUUUAAUCCAUGUACACGUUUUACUCGGGUGUUCUGUGAUUCUUUUCUGUUCUCUAAAUAGCAGGUUGGGGAAGAUGGGACGCUUUUAGCACAUAAUAUCCAAACAUCCGGAUCGUGUUUUAAACAUUUAACAACGGUCUAUGGGUGUUGUGAGGAUACAGUUUUAUAACUCUUUUUAUUUUCUUUGUUUACCACCAAAUCUGACAAUAAAAUUGAAUGAUAAAGUGUCCCAUCUCCCCCCACCCUACUUUAACAAUCAUUUCUAUUUUUAACGAUUAUAAUUGCAUUACCUCAAACUAAUUCCACGUUUAAAUAUGACUUAUUUUUUAGAGAUACUAUUUGUAUUUUGCGAUGAUAUUAUUUGAUGAUGACGCAAUUGAUGUUGAAUUUCAUCGAGCGAAGUACGAAUACGCUUAAAAAUAAACAAAUAUUGCAAUUUAAA
This is a messenger RNA of Ciona intestinalis (vase tunicate), 1484 nucleotides long. The record is from RefSeq and is a predicted model, not a curated record. NCBI's taxonomy places the organism in Eukaryota, Metazoa, Chordata, Ascidiacea, Phlebobranchia, Cionidae.